AUCUCCCUGCAUGCAAUGCGAUUUUUGUAUAAACUACAAAUCCCAGCAUGCCGCUCGCUUCUUUUCACUUGUGUAAUGUAGGCGUUUGGGAACCUGGGUACUGUUGCCGAGCUGUGGUUUCUUGCAGUCGCCGAUGUGUGAUUGCACUUGGGAAACAGAAUAUUUUGUGUAUAAGAGACAAGGGAUGGGCUGGUGAAAAGAAGCCGUUGGGUUUGUAAAGGUCUUUGUCAAAAGAGAAUUAAAGGUACCAAGAGCAGAGAGAAGCUGUCGUGAGUACAUUUGACGCCCGGCCUUCCUGCACGCGCGGUGAUUGUCCGCUUCCGGGCCAAGUUGAACCUCUUGAGCCCCCGUAGGCAGCGGGUCCAAAGUGCCGGCCAAAAUGGAAGUGAAUCCCCCCAAACAGGAGCACCUGCUGGCGCUGAAAGUGAUGAGGUUGACUAAGCCUACUUUAUUCACCAAUAUUCCAGUAACAUGUGAAGAGAAAGACUUACCUGGAGAUCUCUUUAACCAGCUGAUGAGAGAUGACCCUUCAACUGUAAAUGGUGCAGAAAUUUUAAUGUUGGGAGAAAUGUUGACAUUACCACAAAAUUUCGGGAAUAUAUUUUUGGGAGAGACAUUUUCCAGUUAUAUCAGUGUUCACAAUGACAGCAAUCAAGUUGUAAAAGAUAUAUUGGUAAAAGCUGAUCUUCAGACAAGUUCUCAGCGUUUAAAUCUUUCGGCCUCCAAUGCUGCAGUGGCUGAACUUAAACCCGAUUGUUGUAUUGAUGAUGUCAUACACCAUGAAGUAAAGGAAAUUGGAACACACAUCUUGGUAUGUGCUGUCAGUUAUACAACACAAGGUGGAGAAAAAAUGUAUUUUAGAAAAUUCUUCAAAUUUCAGGUUCUCAAACCAUUGGAUGUGAAAACUAAAUUUUACAAUGCAGAGAGUGACCUCAGUUCUGUGACUGAUGAAGUAUUUCUCGAAGCCCAGAUUCAGAAUAUUACAACCUCACCCAUGUUUAUGGAGAAAGUUUCAUUGGAGCCAUCUAUCAUGUACAAUGUAACAGAAUUAAAUUCAGUCAACAAAGCUGGAGAAUGUGUAUCUACGUUCGGGUCAAGAGCGUAUUUGCAGCCAAUGGAUACACGCCAGUAUUUAUAUUGCCUAAAGCCCAAGAAGGAGUUUGCAGAAAAAGCUGGCAUUAUCAAGGGUGUUACAGUAAUUGGAAAAUUGGAUAUAGUAUGGAAAACAAAUCUGGGUGAAAGAGGAAGGUUACAGACCAGCCAACUUCAAAGAAUGGCUCCAGGUUACGGAGACGUUAGGUUGUCUUUGGAGGCAAUCCCAGAUACUGUAAACCUAGAAGAGCCUUUUCAUAUCACCUGUAAAAUUACAAACUGCAGCAGUGAAAGGACUAUGGAUCUGGUUUUGGAGAUGUGCAAUACCAGUUCGAUCCACUGGUGUGGUAUUUCAGGAAGACAGCUUGGAAAGCUGCAUCCGAGUUCCUCUCUCUGCCUUGCUCUUACUCUGCUGUCUUCAGUACAGGGACUGCAAAGUGUCUCCGGCUUACGACUAACGGACACAUUCUUAAAGAGAACAUAUGAAUAUGACGACAUUGCACAAGUCUGUGUGGUAUCUUCGGCUGUUAAUGUGGAAACCUGAAGGAAAUUUCCAGUGUUAUGCUUUUCAUUUAGUUGCACAUAACUGCUUUCUGUAUUUUUGUCAUCUUUGUAAAAUAAGUCAACAACGAAAAGAAAUAUAUAUUAUUUAAAUUUUUUCCUGUAAAACAGUUAAAAUAUUAAAUGUUUGUUUUGAAAAGAACUAUAUAUUGAUUUUAUCUUUGUAUAUUUUCUACACAUAUUGUUUCAUUUUAAAUGACCAUUGGAUGUUCUCUAAAAGCUGUGUUUGAGACCAUUUGUUCUUAGCAAGCAUCUAGAACAGAGAUCAGCAAACUUUUUAUAGAAAGGGCAAGAUACUAAGUAUUUUAGGCUUUGCAGGCCAUAUGGUUCCUGUCACAAAUACUGAGUUCUGUCUGCCAUUAUAAGUGCAAGAGCAGCCAGUAGGCAAAAACCUGCAGCAGUAUUUACAAAAAUGGGCAGCUGGCCAGCUUGGGCCUGCAAGCCAUAGUUUGCUGACAUCAAUCUAGAAGAUUCAGUUGUUUCUUAGAACUUCUGUCAGAAUAUUUUGUUUAAAAAUAAUUAACUCUGGUUUUUGUCCUAGCUCCUCAGCCAACAGAAAAAACUUGUUUAAAACAACUGGGGUAGUCCUAUAACCUGAUACUUGGAAACACAGCAUAAGCUUUUCUAGGUGUUUUUAAAAUUACUGUAUUGGUAGGUGUCUGGUGUUUGUGUAUACAUGCAGAUACACACAUCUGACUUUCAGGUACUGAAAAGCAAAUCAGAAUUGGCUUUAUUUCUUAGGUCGUUGAUUACUCCAUUAGCUUUUAACUAAGAAGCCUAAUAAUUUUCUAAUUCUAAGACAAAAACUCCUAGGUUUUUUCUCAUUGAAAAGUAAUAUUUUCAUAAGGCAUAUUUAAAGAAUUCCUAACUUCUGGUAUUUGAUUUUAAACUCUAAAUCAUAUCUUAAUAAAGCUUUCGAUCCAUGUAAUCUCACUUAUUAUGAGCAAAACAGAAAAUUAAGGUUGUAAACAACUUUGCAAUGUGAAUGUAACAAAAUUUUGCAAUAUUUUGUCAGGAAAACAAAAGCUUAUACUGUUAAAUAAAAGCCAUCCUAUUUUGGUAAGCUGAAAUUCAAGAAUGUAUAUAGAAUUUCUUGAUUGUAAGAGUGCAUUAAGUCAAAUAUAAAAAUUAGUUUUCCUUAAAGUGCAUAAUUAUUUAUUGCCAUGACAAAUUGUUUGGUCCAGAAUGAAAGCUAUAUUCAGAAGGUCUGUACCUUAAAACGGAAUAAUAAUUAAUGAAAAAUCUGUACAAAAUAAAGUGCAAGCAGUGUAAAACUGAAGUCUGUCUUUCUUUCAAAAUGAUUAAGAUUGACUAAAAGAUGAAAUAA
Messenger RNA from Carlito syrichta (Philippine tarsier), 2980 nucleotides. RefSeq names its product trafficking protein particle complex 13 (gene TRAPPC13). Gene Ontology annotation, cellular component: TRAPPIII protein complex. The transcript is spliced from 13 exons. The record is from RefSeq and is a predicted model, not a curated record. Lineage: Eukaryota; Metazoa; Chordata; Mammalia; Primates; Tarsiidae. The coding region runs from base 380 to 1636 and encodes 418 amino acids.